AUGCCCGCCCGAUCCGGCACCUCGUCCUCCAGCAUGCACACGUCCACGUCGUUUAGCUCGAGUUUGGUUGAGACAUCUCCGUCACGUCAUUCGCCCAAUCGAAGCAAUCUUCGUCCUCAUCGAGAAUCUUUGACGCGCGAUCCCUAUGGCAGUCCUGCACACAAGCUGGCCCUCGAAUUCAACCUCCGUCUGUCCAUAUCCGACCGUGAGUUCAACGAGAAGCUAGACAAAGCUGCUGCUGUGCGCGCCGAACAGCACCAGCAGCAACUCGCCUAUGCUGCCGAGGAGCACGAACGCGUCUAUCGCAGCGCCAAACUCGAGCUUGAACGCCAGGCCCUUGAAGAGGAGCAGGCCCGUCUACGCCAUGAGGAGAACCAGAAGAGGGAAAUUGAGCGGCUGAAGCAGGAAAAAGCCCGCGAACAAGCCGAGGCACAGCGAAGAGCGCUCGAGGCCCGACAACGCGAAGAAGAAGCCGCCCGUCAGGCUGCAGAGCACCAGAAGAAGCUACAGGAGGCUGAUGCUCGCAUCAAGGCUCGGAAAGAGCAAGAAGCCGCCGCUGAACGCCAAAAGAAGGAGACUGAGGAGGCGGGUCGGAAAGCUGCCGAGGCGGCUGCGGCUGCAGAAAAGGCCCGUCAACAGGUGCCACAGCAAGUGCCACAGCAAGCGCCACAGCAAGCGCCAGCUGCGCCCACACAAGCUGCAGCCCCAAAGCCUGGACAGGCACCCGCUGCCAAUGUCGACCAGAUCCACGCCAAGUACCUUCAACUGCACCAGCGGAUGAAGGAGUUCCGCAAAGCCUUUUGGGAGGAGCACAAGAAACCCACCUCGCCCCUCAAGGGCCCCGUUGGCGAUGCGAGACGCGCUCUCCGCACUCGUCUAGGUCAGAUCAACGUUGACCGAACAGACAGCACCGCCGCCAUCAAGCGUCUCCGAACAGAAUGCUUCGAUGUCGCCUUGAACACCCCAGGUCCCAUGAUUGACAUCCGCCAAUACAUUGUCUCACACCAGCUGCCUCAGCUAGCCAACCAAAACCAAGCUGCAUACCCCGCCUUCCUCCUCUACGUCUGGAUCUGCUUUGAAAAGUUCCUUAUCGGUCAGUUUGAAAAGGAGGCUGCCAAUCCCGAUGGACGCAUCAUCCAGGAGAUUGGUCUUAUAGCAGCUAGUCUGUUUGGCGACCAAAAGUACAUGUGGAAUGGAGUUCCUCUCACUGAUAUUGUGCUUGCCAAGCUGCACAAGGCUUGCCCGCCUCUCUUUGGCAUCCGCGGCACAAUGGACACCCAAGAAGGCCGGCUGCGGCUAGGCUGGCGGGUCCAUUCUACAACGGAGACAUACGCUCAACGCAUGCGCGCAAUCUCCGAGUACUGGCGCGCUAUUGCCUCCAUCGUCAAUACUCCACCCGACCAACUCUGGCCUGGACACUUUGCUAUCCUCAGCGGCUUGAUUCGCGACUACCACAAGAAGUUCAUCCAGUUCUACGGCGUCCCCGCACGUGCAGUACUACGUCGCGCUGUUAUCGAUCUCCCUAUGCGUGCACCUGACCGCUGCAAGGAUGCCGCAAGCACCAUUGCUGUGUUGAGCGAGAGCUGGAAGAGAGAGAAUUUCUCAUUGGACUAG
Molecule: messenger RNA, 1614 nt
Organism: Pyrenophora tritici-repentis Pt-1C-BFP
Lineage: Eukaryota; Fungi; Ascomycota; Dothideomycetes; Pleosporales; Pleosporaceae
Source: RefSeq, a predicted model, not a curated record